CUGUCUCCAGCGCUAAGUUCAUAUGCAUGUGUGUAUCUAUGCAUGUAUAUGUGUGCGAAUGUGUGGGUGUGUAUUGGACAUAAUGCGUUGCGCUGGAUUACCCCACUCUUCUGUAUUGUGCAUCUAGUGCUGAGAAUACUUAAGUGGAAGUCUUUGAACAUUGGCCCUUGAGGGACCAUGGUGGGGGUCAGACUCAGAGUCGCUCUCUUGCUCCUCCUGCUGGCUAUGAGGUGCAUAGCACAUGAAGAAUUCAAGAAGAACGGAUGUGUUUGUGGACACCCAGGAAUACCAGGAGACCCAGGCCACAACGGAAUGCCAGGCCGAGAUGGACGAGACGGGUUCAGAGGUGACAAGGGAGACCGAGGGGAAAUUGGCGUCACUGGACCAACAGGACAGAGUGGCCCCAUAGGAGACAAAGGAGAUCUGGGACCGGCUGGCCUGGCAGGAAUUAAGGGAAAAUGGGGUGAGAAUGGAGAGAAGGGGCCACCGGGGAAGAUGGGGCCCCAAGGAGUCUCAGGGCCCAUGGGCCUCAAGGGCCAGAAGGGGGAGCUCGGGUUACCAGGACCCCAGGGGCCAAAAGGGGAUUUGGGGCCUCUGGGACCUGAAGGGCAGAAGGGGGAGAUCGGGUUCCAGGGGGUGCGAGGCAUCCAGGGGCCCUUGGGACCCCCAGGACGACCAGGUCCGAAGGGAGACCUCGGCCCCCCAGGGUUCAAAGGCAACAUUGGUUACCACGGAGAGCAAGGGAACCGGGGCGAGACAGGGGACAAGGGGGAGAAGGGGGACACAUUAUUCAUCCCAAAAAGUGCGUUCUCAGUGGGUUUAACCGAAUACACCAAACUCCCACCGGCUAACGUGCCGAUCAGGUUCGACAAGGUGAUCUACAACAGGCAGGACCGUUACGACCCACAGACCGGACGGUUCACCUGCGCUGUGGCUGGGGCCUACUACUUCACCUACCACAUCACUGUGUUCUCCCGUAAUGUUAAAGUAGCAUUAGUGAGAAACGGGGUGAAGGUGAUCCACACCAUGGAUAACUACCAGAGCAGUGAGGACCAGGCAGCAGGCGGGGCUGUCCUGCACCUGGAGAAGGGGGACAAAGUGUGGCUGCAGGUGGAUGGAGGAGAGCUCUUGAACGGGCUGUUUGCUGAUGAAGAUGAUGAUACAACCUUCUCUGGGUUCCUGCUCUUUGGUGCAGAUUAGGCUCACAUGGCUCAGUGAAUUUGCUCGUGGAAUGUUACGUGGGAAAUUCACAAAAAACUAUGUGUUAUUAUUACCACCUGUUAUAGAUGAAUUGAAUAGCCUACAAUAAUAAUAAAUAUUUUAAUCAAAUAUGAAUAUAAAUUAAACAACAGGUUUGUGUAAUAUUUUGAUGCUACAGCUGAUAUAGCCUAUCAUUUAAGAUAAUCUCUCCCCUGAUAACUCACCAAUCAUUUAAGAUCAUCUCUCCCCUGAUAACUCACCAAUCAUUUAAGAUCAUCUCUCCCCUGAUAACUCACCAAUCAUUUACAUUUUACAUUUUAGUCAUUUAGCAGACGCUCUUAUCCAGAGCGACCAAUCUAUGGCAGA
This is a messenger RNA of Coregonus clupeaformis (lake whitefish), 1566 nucleotides long. RefSeq names its product C1q and TNF related 9 (gene c1qtnf9). The coding region runs from base 178 to 1200 and encodes 340 amino acids. Gene Ontology annotation, molecular function: protein binding. The transcript is spliced from 3 exons. The record is from RefSeq and is a predicted model, not a curated record. Lineage: Eukaryota; Metazoa; Chordata; Actinopteri; Salmoniformes; Salmonidae.